AGUGAACAGACAAGCGGACUGAGACGAGUAGAAUGGAUUGUGCAGAGCAACAAUAACUCACUGAAACUAUAUAGGGCACCGAGUUUUGUAAGAAUCGGAGUGACCAGUUUUACCUCACUAUAAAUUGCCUUUAUGUAACAUUUCCAGUCUGUAUCGGGGACACACCAGAAUCAGAGGCUGAGAUCAGAAAACAGAAGAUGAUGCAAGGACCACAGCCUGAGGUUGCCACACCACGAGCUGCGUCUGAUGGGGGGAAGUGGGUGCGUUUAAAUGUUGGUGGCACAGUAUUCCUCACUACAAAGCAGACCCUGUGCCAGGAGCCCAACUCCUUUCUUUGCCGGCUCUGUCAGGAGUCCCAGUUGCUGUCUGAGACGGAUGAGACAGGGGCAUUUCUUAUUGACAGGGACCCAUCUUACUUUGGUGCAAUCUUGCGGUACUUGCGGUAUGGCAAAUUGGUAAUAGACAAGAAUGUUCCCAUUGAAGGAGUAUUAGAAGAGGCUGAAUUUUAUAACAUUGCAUCUUUGGUGAAAAUCAUCCAUGAAAGGAUGGAGGAGGCUGAGGUUAGUAAGUCUCAACAGAAACAUGUAUACCGGGUAUUGCAGUGUCAGGAGGCAGAGCUGGCUCAGAUGGUCUCCACCAUGUCUGACAACUGGAAAUUUGAACAGCUGGUGAAUGUGGGCUCUCCGUACAGUUACAGUAGUGAGGGACAGCCUGAGUUUCUUUGUGUGGUAUCCAGGGAGCUACAGAACAAGUUGAAGAUAUGUGGGCCUGAGGCUUGCUGCACCGCACAGAGCUGUGAUAUUGCACAGGAUGAAGAGAAUAUAUUGAGCACAGUCUGUAUUGUCCUUCAGGAGAGGGAAGGAGACAGCAGACAGUAACGCAUGUGAGUGUCUGACAUUAUCUUCAGUGGUCAUUGCCCUCCAGUCUCUUCCUUUGUCUGUGAAUACCUCUAAUAAAGCACACAUUUUUACACCAA
Messenger RNA from Pseudophryne corroboree (corroboree frog), 976 nucleotides. It is a transcript of the gene KCTD17, whose product is annotated as potassium channel tetramerization domain containing 17. Gene Ontology annotation, biological process: protein homooligomerization; proteasome-mediated ubiquitin-dependent protein catabolic process. Lineage: Eukaryota; Metazoa; Chordata; Amphibia; Anura; Myobatrachidae. Gene Ontology annotation, cellular component: cytoplasm; Cul3-RING ubiquitin ligase complex. Gene Ontology annotation, molecular function: cullin family protein binding. The transcript is spliced from 7 exons. The coding region runs from base 198 to 878 and encodes 226 amino acids. The record is from RefSeq and is a predicted model, not a curated record.